Pseudophryne corroboree (corroboree frog) is the source of this 4449-nucleotide messenger RNA. RefSeq names its product MORC family CW-type zinc finger 2 (gene MORC2). Lineage: Eukaryota; Metazoa; Chordata; Amphibia; Anura; Myobatrachidae. The record is from RefSeq and is a predicted model, not a curated record. Bases 529 to 3594 code for a protein of 1021 amino acids. Gene Ontology annotation, molecular function: zinc ion binding. The transcript has 27 exons. Gene Ontology annotation, cellular component: nucleus.
AUGCACUGCGGUGGCCGGAGACGCUGCCUCUGCCCCAGACUCAGGCUGCGCCGUCUGGUGCAGCAGCAGCAGCACGAUCACACGCAUCCGGGCGGUGGCUGCAGGCUGGGCGCACUGCGGAAGAGGCGGGAAUUGCACCGGAAGCUGAAGGAGAGCGGCGAGAGUCCGGGGAAAAUAGGGAUAGCAGAGGGGCGAUGCAGCAGCCCGGCGGCCGCAGGUGCUAGGCAGAUACCAUACCAGGGAGGCAUAGACGCUUGACAAAUAUUACCUAAUGCCCUUGAUGUUACUGUAAAAGGCCCAGAAGGAAAGUGAACACUGGACAUGUUUUUGGUUAUGCGAUGUUGAAGUUGUUGGUGACUCCUCUAGGCUCAUGGCUUCAUGCAUCAAUAAGCGCUGAUCUAGAGAACAACAUUAAGCAAGUCCUUGAAAUAAAUAUUUGCAAUCGUCCUUCGCAUGUGGUUUGCAAAAGACUAACGCAACAAUAGUUAGAAUUGUAUUUUUGACGUCUCAGCGGAAACUUAAGGAAUCAUGGCGUUUACUAAUUAUAGUAGUUUAAAUCGUGCACAAUUGACCUUCGAAUAUCUACAUACUAAUUCCACAACACAUGAGUUCCUGUUUGGGGCUUUGGCUGAAUUAGUUGACAAUGCAAGAGAUGCAGAUGCGACAAGAAUAGAUAUCUUCACAGUGCCAAGGGAAGACUUGAGAGGUGGUUUCAUGCUUUGUUUUCUUGAUGAUGGAGCAGGAAUGGAUCCAAGUGAAGCUGCAGGUGUUAUCCAGUUUGGUCGUUCUGCUAAAAGGACUCCUGAAUCUAUUCAUAUUGGGCAGUAUGGAAAUGGUUUAAAAUCUGGCUCUAUGAGAAUUGGAAAAGAUUUCAUCCUUUUCACCAAGAAGGGAGAGUCAAUGACCUGUCUCUUUAUGUCACGUACCUUUCAUGAAGAAGAAGGAAUUGAUGAGGUGAUCGUCCCACUUCCUACAUGGAAUUCCAGAACAUGUGAGCCACUGACAGAGAAUAUGGAAAAAUUUGCCAUUGAAACAGAGCUAAUAUACAAGUACUCUCCAUUUCGUUCCCAAAGUGAAGUUAUGGAACAAUUCAGAAAAAUUAGUGGAGAUUCAGGUACUAUAGUGGUCAUUUUUAACUUGAAAUUAAUGGAUGCUGGAGAACCAGAGCUUGAUGUAGUGUCUGACCCAAAAGACAUUCAGAUGGCUGGGACCCCUCCAGAAGGAACGAAGCCAGAGCGCCGUUCAUUUAGAGCCUAUGCCGCUGUACUUUAUAUUGAUCCAAGAAUGAGAAUCUUCAUUCAUGGCCACAAGGUGCAAACAAAACGAUUAUCUUGUUGUCUCUACAAGCCCAGACUGUACAAAUAUACAUCAAAUCGUUUCAAAACACGAGCUGAGCAGGAGGUGAAGAAGGCAGAGCACAUGGCCAAAAUCGCGGAAGAAAAGGCACGUGAGGCAGAGAGCAAAGCACGAGCCAUGGAGGCUCGCCUUGGAGACGACUUGUCUCGGGAAUCCAGGGCGUCUCUUAGACAGGUGCAGAAUGCUGCAAUUACUACUCGCCGGGAGGCAGAUGUGAAGAGGCGAAUUAAAGAAGCAAAGCAGAGAGCCCUGAAAGAACCAAAAGAACUAAACUUUAUCUUUGGUGUUAACAUUGAGCAACGGGAACUUGAUGGCAUGUUUGUGUAUAACUGCAGCCGGUUAAUAAAAAUGUAUGAGAAGGUUGGACCUCAGCUAGAAGGAGGAACGUCUUGUGGAGGAGUAGUAGGAGUGGUCGAUGUCCCCUACCUGGUUUUGGAACCUACUCACAACAAACAGGACUUUGCAGAUGCCAAGGAGUACCGACACCUUCUGAAAGCCAUGGGAGAGCACUUAGCACAGUACUGGAAUGAUAUUGGCAUAGCUAAGAAGGGCAUUGUAAAAUUCUGGGAUGAAUUUGGUUACAUCUCUGCAAACUGGAAUCAACCACCCUCUUCCGAUUUGAGGUAUAAAAGAAGGCGUAAAAUGGAGAUUCCAACUACUAUUCAGUGUGAUGUAUGUUUGAAGUGGAGGACGCUUCCAUUCCAGCUGAGUGCUGUGGAGAAAGAGUACCCGGAUACAUGGGUCUGCUCCCUGAAUCCUGAUGUAGAACAGGAUAGGUGUGAUGCUCCAGAACAAAAGCAGAAGGUUCCUACUGGGGUGCUCAAGAAACAAAUUGUAUCCCAGGAAGAGAAGAAAAAGCAACUGGCUGAUAAGAUCCAACAACAACAGGAAAAGUUGGAAGCUCUGCAGAAAGUGACCCCUGUGCGUUCCAUUGCCGACUUAAAGAUGCUCCCUUUGGAGGUUAGCACACGUCCGGUAGAGGAACCUGUGCCAAUAAUUCGCCCAUUGCGGCCAAGGUCGCCACCUUUGCCUGCAGUAUUGAAAGAAGUUGUUAAACAUCCACCUCCACGCAGUGCAGUCAAAAAGACUGAUUCCCCACGAAGUGGGACGUUGAAUAGUGAGCGGGCAAGCACAUCAAAAGCUCUGCCACAGUCUACUACGCCUGUCAAACCCAACCACGCUGUAAAGACUCUUAGCAAAAUAUUACCUAUUGUGAAAUCCUCACCACCAAUUUCAAAAUCGUCUGUUUUACAAUCUAUUCGAUCCUCCAAACCAGUUCCAGUAUCACUGAGCGUGAAGAACUCCAAGGCACUGCCAGCAAAGAAACCAGCUCCAAGCAAAAGCUUUGUGGUGAGCAGUUUGAAGAAAAGAACGUCCCAACAGAUAGUAGUAGCUGACGAUGAUGAGGAUGAUGAUGAAGAGCCAGUCUCCACUCGAAGACCAGAAAAGGCAAAACGUUCAAAGCUAGUGGAGGUGAAACGGGAGAAGAAAGAAUUAAAUGAAGUAGUGGUGAAGUUGACAGAGAGUCCAGAUGAGGAUGACGUUGCAUCUGCUAAAGCUGCACAAAAAGAUAAAGGCUUACAUGUUGAAGUGCGCGUAAACAAGGAGUGGUUCACUGGACGUGUCACUACUGUAGAAGUCGGAAAACAAGGUGUUCGCUGGAAAGUGAAGUUUGACUAUGUGCCUACAGACACAACUCCACGUGAUCGAUGGGUAGAGAAAGGUAGCGAUGAUGUGAGACUCAUGAGGCCGCCAUCCCCAGAACACCAGACUCCUGAUACACAGCAAGCGGAACCUUCUACCUCUGAUAACACUCGAAUAGAGCCGGAUACAACAGAACCCAGUGCCAUCCUUGCUCCUGUGGAACAGCUAGCACAAAUCCUCCGAAACUGCUUACGGUAUUUCUUGCCACCCAACUUUCCUGUAUCCAAGAAUGAACUGAGCACAAUGAAUGCUGAGGAUCUGAUAUCCUUUCCACUGAAGGAAUACUUCAAGCAGUAUGAGGUUGGCCUGCAAAACCUGUGCAAUUCUUACCAGAGCCGUGCUGAUCUCCGGGCCAAAGCCAGUGAAGAGACUCAGCGAAGUACAGAAAAGAAGUUUAGAGAAACAGAGGAGAAAUUGCAGAAGUUAAGAACCAACAUUGUGUCACUGCUGCAGAAAGUACAAGAGGACAUUGAUAUAAAUACAGAUGAUGAGUUGGAUGCUUACAUUGAAGAUCUAAUCGCAAGAGGAGACUGAACUAAUCAUGGCUAAUUGCAACUUAUUACAUUUGUUGGCGGACAAAAUAAGACGCUGCUUUAUCCCCCCCGUUACAUGCGGUUACUGAGGGGGCUAAGCCCAACGUUACAUGGCAGACACACGUUAUGACGUCACUGUUUUCUUGUAAUACGUUUUCAUGGUUUUUACAUAACAGGCAUGUGUUUUUCUGAAAGUUUUAAACAUUGUAGUUCUUGAACUCAUUUCUUUGUUUAUAAAUAUUUAUUUUUUAUUGGAAACGGAAGCACUGCCGGAGUAGUUUAUAAAAAAAAUCUUAGCAAGAUCCAGCUGACUCAUCCUGUUGAUUUUAAAUCCAUAAUAUAAUUUAGGGUAUUAUACUGUUGCUUAUCCAGAGAUACAUGGAGGGGGAGAUUUAAUAACACCACAAACAAAUUAUUUUGAAAUGCAAUAUCGAGUUUCAUUUACAAUCAAAUAGAACAAAAUAUAAAGGAACAAAAGACAAAUGGGUUUUUCUUCUAUUUUUCAAGUAAGGCUUGUUAAAUUUUAGCCAUCUCUAAACCAAUUCAUUAUGACAUCUUAAAAGGCUAACUAAAACAGUAGGCAUAUACAGGUUGAGUAUCCCAUAUCCAAAUAUUCCGAAAUACGGAAUAUUCCGAAAUACGGACUUUUUUGUGUGAGAGUGAGAUAGUGAAACCUUUGUUUUUUGAUGGCUCAAUGUACACAAACUUUGUUUAAUACACAAAGUUAUUAAAAAUAUUGUAUUAAAUGACCUUCAGGCUGUGUGUAUAAGGUGUAUAUGAAACGUAAAUGAAUUGUGUGAAUGUACACACACUUUGUUUAAUGCACAAAGUUAUAAAAAAAUAUUGUCUAAAAUGA